AUAAGCUCAGAGCAACGUUACGUUGUCAAUUGAGCUGAUUUAAACCUCUGGGGGUGCCAUUGGCUGUUUCUGUCUUUCGUACACGUCUCUGCCUGCGCGCGCUCUCAUGGCCAUCCUCAGCCCUUUGACAAGUCCCGCUGCGGCGAUAUGGAAUGGAAUCGCAUCCCAAGCUUGGGAUCCGCUGGUGUCAGUGUGCAGGAAUGGGACGCUUUCACAGUUGCAAGCGAUCCGGCAAGGGAAACUUGUACUUUACGAAAAGAGCUCGAGCAAAGCGUCGACGGUAUUUGGAGCUGAAACGCCCGGCUGUCCAGUAGCGGUCCUCAAUGUUCAUGAUGAGAAGUUCUGGGUCCGAUUAGCGCUCUUCGCGGAUAUGGGCUUCGCGGAAAGCUACAUGCUCGGAGAAGUCUCGUCGUCCGAUUUGACUAAAUUCUUCGAGCUCUUCAUCCUCAACCGCAACUCCCUCUCCAAUGGCUCGACUUUUACGUCCAUAAUCUCCACUGGCCUCGCUGGCCUAGUCCGAGGGAGCAAUAAUCUGAAGAAUGCACGUCUGAAUAUCUCCGCACAUUACGACAUCUCGAACGACAUGUUCGCGGCCUUCUUGUCCCCAGACAUGACUUACUCAUGUCCGAUAUGGUUACCGAAAUCCGACCAGCGACAUGCAGUCGAGAGCCUCGAGGACGCGCAGAUGCGAAAGCUAGACCGAUUCAUCGACAACACACAUAUCAAAUCCACGGAUCUUGUGCUAGAAAUCGGCACUGGGUGGGGCAGCUUUGCAAUGCGAGCAGUUCAGCGAACCGGCUGCCGCGUGACAUCAGUGACACUAUCAACCGAACAGAAGCACCUCGCGGAGCAGAGGAUACAGGACGCAGGACUAUCAGACAAGAUCACAGUGCUUCUACGUGACUACCGCAGUCUCGACGUAUACGCCUCCGAUCCGUACGAUAAGAUCGUGUCAAUCGAGAUGCUGGAGGCCGUUGGCAAGGAAUACCUAAAUACUUACUUUGGGUGUAUAAAUAAGCUUCUCAAGAAAGAAGGAGGAAUAGCAUGCUUCCAAUGCAUAACCAUGCCCGAAGCGCGGUACGACGCUUACGCAAAAUCCGACGACUUCAUCCGCCGCUACAUCUUCCCCGGCGGGCACCUCCCCACCGUAACGCAGCUCGUAAACUCGAUCACCAACGGCUCGAACGGCACGCUGGUCGUUGACAGCGUGGAGAAUAUUGGGCCGCAUUACACGAAGGCGUUGCGGUUAUGGCGCGAAGCGUUCUCGGAUAAUUGGGAAGCGAAUAUCAAGCCCAAGCUCAUGCGUGAGAAGAAGAAAGAGGAUAUAGAUGCGGAGAGCGCGGAGGUGUUCAGGAGGAAGUGGGAGUAUUAUUUUAGGUACAGCGAGGCGGGCUUUGCAACGAAGACGUUAGGAGAUGUGAUAAUUACGGUGGGAAGAGAGGGCACUAUGCAGAUGAUGGAGGAGGUGCCAUUGUGAGCGACGCAUUCGAAGUGCACGGUGGUGUUCCAGAGGUGACGAUGAAGCGGUGAUAGAGCGUCUGACUCCGGAGGCGUUUCUGUUGUUGU
Messenger RNA from Trematosphaeria pertusa, 1566 nucleotides. Its product is annotated as cyclopropane-fatty-acyl-phospholipid synthase. The coding region runs from base 107 to 1477 and encodes 456 amino acids. NCBI's taxonomy places the organism in Eukaryota, Fungi, Ascomycota, Dothideomycetes, Pleosporales, Trematosphaeriaceae. The transcript has 3 exons. The record is from RefSeq and is a predicted model, not a curated record. Gene Ontology annotation, biological process: lipid biosynthetic process.